GCUUGAUUUCUAAGUUCUCUGCUUGCUCCGUCAUGCUGAGCAUCCAGCUUGAGCGUGGGGGCCUCUGGCUACCGGUUUUACUGUCGAGUUUUGUUCCUGGGCCUCUGUUCUUGUGGGUCAGCCACUCUGUGUGGGUGACUCCCCGCGCCGGCCCCUGUCCCUAAGCUGUUGCUCACUGAAGCACUGGCGUUUGGCUUUUUGGAAGUUCUCUCUCACUCACUGAAAAUGCAGGAAGCUUGAACGUGAAACUCACUCAUCAAAAAGAAACACACACACACACACACACACACACAGAGCGCAAGAAACCACAGGGCCUAUCGGCCUGUCGUCAUUGAGCAGACUAGAAUAGUGCAGAAAACUCUAGGCAGAGAGGAAAUGAACUUGAGAGAAGGGGGAACACAGGGCAGAGAGGAGAGAAAGAAGGCGGGAGUGGAAGGAGCGGGCUGAGGCGCAGGGGCACGGGAUGGUGGGAAGAUGGGGGACGCGGCGGUGAAGCAGGGCUUCCUGUACCUUCAGCAGCAGCAGACUUUUGGAAAGAAAUGGCGCCGAUUCGGGGCUGUGCUAUAUGGCGGGUCAGGCUGCGCCCUGGCCCGGCUGGAACUCCAGGAGGGCCCGGAGAAGCCACGCCGGGGCGAGGCCCCGAGGAAGGUGAUCCGCCUCGGUGACUGCCUGCGGGUGGCCGAGGCUGGUGGGGAGGCCAGCAGCCCUCGGGACACCAGCGCCUUCUUCCUGGAGACCACAGAGCGCCUAUACCUGCUGGCGGCCCCCACUGCAGAGCGUGGUGACUGGAUACAGGCCAUCUGCCUCCUGGCCUUCCCCGGCCAGAGGAAGGAGCUGUCGGGGCCGCAGAGGAAGGGCGGCAGGCCCUGCAUGGAGGAGAAUGAAUUGUACAGCAACAGGACCACAGUGGCCCCCUGCAAAAAGUUUGCAGUGACCAUGAGACCCACAGAAGCCAGUGAGAGGUGCCGGCUGCGGGGCGCCUACACGCUCCGGGCUGGGGAGAGUGCCCUGGAGCUGUGGGGUGGCCCUGAGCCGGGCACCCAGCUGUACGAGUGGCCCUACAGAUUCCUGCGGCGCUUUGGGCGGGACAAGGUAACCUUUUCCUUCGAGGCUGGCCGGCGCUGCAUCUCUGGGGAGGGCAACUUUGAGUUUGAAACCCGGCAAGGCAACGAGAUCUUCCUGGCACUGGAGGAGGCCAUCUCUGCCCAGAAGAAGGCUGCCUCUCCUGGGCCCCAAACCCAGCCAGCCCCGGCGCCCAUGGUGCUGCCCCGGCCAGACAGCCCAUACGCCCGGCCCCACGACUCACUGCCACCACCGUCGCCCACCAUCCCGGUGCCUGCCCCCCGGCAGCGGGGCCCGGAGGGGGAGUAUGCGGUGCCCUUCGAUGCGGUGGCCCGGAACCUGGGGAAGAGCUUGAGGGGCGUCCUGGUCGUCCCUCCCCAGCCCCAGGCAGAUCCUCUGUACGACAGCAUUGAGGAGCAUCCGCCUCCACGACCUGACCACAUAUAUGACGAGCCUGAGGGGGUGGCCACCCUGUCCCUGUAUGACAGCCCACAGGAGCCCCAGGGUGAGGCCUGGAGGAGGCAGGCCACAGCAGAUGGGGACCCCAGAGGCCUCCAGCAUGUCUACACAGCAGAGAAGGACUUUUCUGCCUCUGGCUGGCCACAGGGAACUGAGUAUGACAACAUCAUACUUAAGAAAGGCCCGAAGUGAUGAGGGGUGGAGGAGACGCGGACCCCAUUGAAUGCCAGCGCUGGCGUGGUCCUGUGCACACUGGCCAGGGUUAGAGGCCAGGGAGGAGGCCUCCUCUUCUAGCUGCUGCUGGGGACUCCUGGCCACGGCCUCCCAGGAACCUCUCUCUGCUCCUUCCAGAACCCUAGGCUUGGCCGCCUCAGUUUGGUCUGAGGAUCCCUCCCAGGGCCUGCUGCGUGAGUCAUGAUCCCUGAGCAGGAACAGUGCCCUGAGGAGACCCACUCUCCUCCUACUCCUUUUCUACUUCCUCUUCUUUCUUUCCCCAGCCUAAAGGGAACCUCUGGCAUUUGGGGAAGAGGACAAAAAGAUGGCCACACAUGGCCCCGGUUCCUUGGCUUGUGCAGGCUACCAGCCUGCUGAUGUCCCCUUCAGGGGACAGCCCGGGAGGAUGACUGAAGCUUUCUGCAGGUUUUGGACUUCUCCGUGGCAUUAAACAUUUCUGAAAUAUU
Camelus dromedarius (Arabian camel) is the source of this 2201-nucleotide messenger RNA. RefSeq names its product docking protein 2 (gene DOK2). The record is from RefSeq and is a predicted model, not a curated record. Gene Ontology annotation, biological process: cell surface receptor protein tyrosine kinase signaling pathway; positive regulation of MAPK cascade; Ras protein signal transduction. Gene Ontology annotation, cellular component: cytoplasm. NCBI's taxonomy places the organism in Eukaryota, Metazoa, Chordata, Mammalia, Artiodactyla, Camelidae. The transcript has 5 exons. Bases 475 to 1713 code for a protein of 412 amino acids.